AUGACCAAGCACGCUCUCGGAUUCGAUGAAGAUCUCCCCUCAGACGUUUAUGAGUUCAACGAAAUGCGCAAGCGUGCUCGUUACUCCAAGACUGGCAUUGCAUCCUUGCUCAAGCCUCCACCGGUGUCUCAACAUUUGCCAGGCUUUGAUAACGAUGGCAAGCCAACCUUCCGCCCCUAUGUGGGUUCAGGCAAGCUUGAUGGCAAGUAUGUCAUUAUCACUGGUGCCGAUAGUGGUAUUGGUCGUGCCAUCGCCACCCUUUUUGCAUUGGAAGGUGCUCUUGGUAUCACCAUUGUGUAUCGUGAUGAACGUGAAGACGCUGACGCCAAGUACACCAAGGAUACCAUUGAGGCGCAGUCGAAAUGCAAAAUCAAUUUGAUUGCCCGUGACAUUGGUUAUGAAAAGAACUGUCAAGAGAUCAUCGACUCGCACUUGGAAAAGUUUGGUCAAAUUACUCAUAUCGUCAACAACGCUGCUGAACAAACCAAGAACCUCGAAUUCGAAACCAUUGAUACCUCCAUUGUGGAGCGUACUUUCCGUACAAAUGUGUUUGGUCCCAUGUUCCUUACCAAGCUUGCACUUAAGCACAUGAAGGCGGGUGGUGUGAUUGCUAACACUGCCUCUGUUGCUGCUUAUCGUGGUAUGGAUAACCUUGUGGAUUAUUCUUCCACCAAGGGUGCCAUUGUGUCCUUCACUCGUGCCUUGUCACAGCAGCUGGCCCCACGUCGCAUUCGUGUUAACGCCGUUGCCCCUGGUCCUGUUUGGACACCACUCAUCCCCAACACCUUUACAGAGGAAGAAAUUCAUAACUUUGGCUCGUUCCCUCCAUUCAAGCGUCCUGCUCAACCAGCCGAAAUUGCAGCUUGCUUUGUCUUUAUUUGCUCGGACAUGUCCUCCUUCAUGACUGGUCAAGUUGUUCACCCCAACGGUGGCACCGUCAUCAACACCUAA
Molecule: messenger RNA, 951 nt
Organism: Lichtheimia ornata
Lineage: Eukaryota; Fungi; Mucoromycota; Mucoromycetes; Mucorales; Lichtheimiaceae
Exons: 2
Coding region: 1-951 (316 amino acids)
Molecular function (GO): oxidoreductase activity
Source: RefSeq, a predicted model, not a curated record